This is a messenger RNA of Dentiscutata heterogama, 442 nucleotides long. NCBI's taxonomy places the organism in Eukaryota, Fungi, Glomeromycota, Glomeromycetes, Diversisporales, Gigasporaceae. The record is from the annotation of a GenBank genome assembly.
AUGCCGCUACUUGUAGAAUAUAGAAACUUCUUCUUUAAAUCAAGAGAGGAGAAACUUGCGCUUUACAGUAAACAAGAGCCAACAACACUAAAACAAGAUAAAUUUGUAGCAGAGUACCUUGGAGCAAACAAUGUCUGCCUUAUUGCAAUUAUUCACAUAGUUAUUGAAAGAUAUAAAUGGGUAGAGAGUAAAGAUUUUAAGCAUGAGUAUAUUUCAGAUAAGGAGAAAACCCUGCUAGGAAAUAUGGUUACUGCAAAUAAUACUCAAGAAGAAUCUGUCAGAAAUAGCUUUAUUCCGAUAGACAUCAUUCCUAUUAAGCCAAUCAUCCUAUUAAGCAAUUAUGGAAAAAAUAUACCAACUGAUGGCAAGAGCUCUGCCCGUAAAAGAUAUCUCACUGAACAGGAAGAAACAAUCACUUCAACUAACAAUGAGCUUGAAAGCA